UUAUUAUUGCUAUCUCAACAGAUCGAAAAGAUGACGAAGCAAGUGAUGCAUCAAUGAGCCAGCAAUCACAUGUGCAACCUCGAGAUAAUGAAUUGUUUAGCGAUAAAGCUUUCGAAUGUGAAUCUUUAGGCAGUGAACUUUCAGGUGCUGAUUCUUCAGAUAAUGAAUCUCCAAGUAGUCAAUCUUCGAGUGAUGAAAAUGAUUGGGUAGAUGAACUCUUUGAACCCAAGUCAAAUGUAUAUACUUUAAUAUUUGAUGCCGCCAAUAAACCUAAUGCAUUUGAAAAAACUUCUUGA
Molecule: messenger RNA, 296 nt
Organism: Cetraspora pellucida
Lineage: Eukaryota; Fungi; Glomeromycota; Glomeromycetes; Diversisporales; Gigasporaceae
Source: the annotation of a GenBank genome assembly